Molecule: messenger RNA, 1164 nt
Organism: Gekko japonicus
Lineage: Eukaryota; Metazoa; Chordata; Lepidosauria; Squamata; Gekkonidae
Gene: GOLPH3
Product: golgi phosphoprotein 3 (coat-protein)
Exons: 4
Coding region: 1-747 (248 amino acids)
Biological process (GO): Golgi vesicle budding; Golgi organization; retrograde vesicle-mediated transport, Golgi to endoplasmic reticulum
Cellular component (GO): Golgi cisterna; cytosol; trans-Golgi network
Molecular function (GO): phosphatidylinositol-4-phosphate binding
Source: RefSeq, a predicted model, not a curated record
AUGCAUGACAGCCGCUUCCUUGUGGAUUAUAAUUGGGUCAACGCCACUGAGGUGUCCAGUAACGUCGAAGACAGUGGUUACACAUCUUUUUGGAAUGAUUGCAUUUCCUCUGGGCUGCGUGGCUGCAUGUUAAUUGAGUUGGCACUGAGAGGGCGUCUUCAGCUGGAGGCGUUUGGAAUGAGACGCAAAAGCCUGUUAACUAGAAAGGUUAUCUGCAAGUCGGAUGCUCCUACAGGGGACGUUCUACUAGAUGAAGCCCUGAAGCACAUUAAAGAGACGCAGCCUCCUGAAACAGUGCAGAACUGGAUAGAGCUGCUCAGUGGUGAGACAUGGAAUCCAUUAAAAUUGCACUACCAGCUACGAAACGUACGGGAGCGAUUAGCCAAAAACCUAGUGGAAAAGGGGGUUUUGACGACGGAGAAACAGAACUUUCUUCUCUUUGACAUGACCACGCACCCUCUCACCAACAACAACAUUAAGCAGCGCCUCAUUAAGAAAGUCCAAGAAGCCGUUCUUGACAGAUGGGUCAACGACCCCCACCGCAUGGACAAGCGCUUGCUGGCCCUCAUUUAUUUAGCCCACGCUUCGGAUGUCCUUGAGAACGCUUUUGCCCCGCUGCUGGACGAGCAGUACGACCUAGCUACAAAAAGGGUGCGGCAGCUCCUGGAUUUAGAUCCCGAAGUGGAAUGUAUGAAGGCCAACACGAACGAGGUCCUGUGGGCGGUAGUAGCCGCCUUCACGAAAUAACCGCAAUCAGACUGCUCCAAGUGUUCCUUUUCCUCCCCUUUUAUUGUAAAUCAGUUUCUCCUCUAUUGACGAUUCACGUUUUUCUGUCAUUUGUACCUCUUCUCAUAUGAUGAAAAUCAGCUUUUGUUUCAUGGGAAUGGUAGGUGGUGUGUUUGGCUGUUUGUCUGUGUGUCUCUCUUUCUCUCUCCUACAGGGUUUUGCCGAUGCAAGAGAGCUUCCUUUUCUUCAACACAUCUGAUUGCCAUAUUGGUAUUCCGUUUCAUAUCUGAUGUAAGUUACAUUAUCUGGGUUCAGGUUGUCCUCUGUUUCUUCCACUGGAAUGGUUCAAUGGGGCAAGCAGGCACCUAGUUUCCAGUUGAGUCAGGUGGGCGCAUUUUAGCAAGUCUCGUUCAGUGGGGAUCUUAUGGCAGUAUUCUG